AUGGUUAACGUACCCAAGGAACGCAGAACCUACUGCGCUGGGAAGUGCAACAAGCACGCCAUGCACAAGGUCACUCAGUACAAGGCUGGUAAGGCUUCCAACUUUGCACAGGGAAAGAGACGUUACGACUCUAAACAAAUGGGAUUCGGUGGACAAACCAAGCCCGUCUUUCACAAGAAGGCGAAGACUACCCGUAAGGUUGUUCUUCGAUUGGAAUGUAAGAAAUGUAAGACCAAGAAGCAAUUGUGCAUCAAGAGAACCAAGCAUUUCGAACUUGGACAAAAGGCAGCAGCAUCUGGUCACCAAUAUUAA
Messenger RNA from Cylindrotheca closterium, 312 nucleotides. The record is from the annotation of a GenBank genome assembly. Lineage: Eukaryota; Bacillariophyta; Bacillariophyceae; Bacillariales; Bacillariaceae.